Mastomys coucha (southern multimammate mouse) is the source of this 5637-nucleotide messenger RNA. RefSeq names its product zinc finger X-linked duplicated B (gene Zxdb). Lineage: Eukaryota; Metazoa; Chordata; Mammalia; Rodentia; Muridae. Gene Ontology annotation, cellular component: nucleus. The transcript has a single exon. Gene Ontology annotation, biological process: regulation of transcription by RNA polymerase II. Gene Ontology annotation, molecular function: transcription coregulator activity. Bases 235 to 2757 code for a protein of 840 amino acids. The record is from RefSeq and is a predicted model, not a curated record.
CAAGUUACUUACUCGCCUCAGACUCUGCCUCUGGGGUGUGUCUUGUGUUCUAGAGCCACGGUACCAGAAUAUUUAAAUCACUGUGGCGUUAAAUACGUUUUAAUAUCUGAUAGGGCCAGUUUCUGCGCAUUGCACUUUUUUUUUCCUUUCAGGAACGUGUUCGGGCCCGCGGCAGGGGGCGGGGUCGCGCCUCCGCCUCGGCUCUGGUUCCAGCCGAGCCUCACCGACGCCGAGAUGGAAAUCCCGAGGCUGCUCCCGGCUCGCGGGACACCACAGGGCGGCGGCGGCGGCUGCUGCCCCGCGGGCGGCGGCGGGGUCCACCGAGCCCCGGACUCUCUGGCUUGUCAGGUCCCCACGCGCCGCCUCCUACUGCUCCGGGGGGCCCAAGAUGGCGGGCCGGGGCCGCGGAGCGCCGAGGCCCAGAGGGCCUCACGGGGCCUGGGCCCGAGCCUGAACCGGUUGGCGCCGAGGCCCGAUCACCGGGGCGGCGGCGGCAGAGGCGGAGGAGGAGGCGGCGGCGGCGGCGGAGGAGGAGGCGGCGGCGGCGACGACUUCUUCCUGUUGCUGCUUGACCCGGUGGGUGGCGAUGUAGAAACAGUGGGCACGGAGCAGGCCGGAGGGCCCGUGUGGAGGGAGGAGGCCGAGGCAGGCCCGGGGCCGGAGCGGCGCCAGAGCGGCGUGAACCCAGCGGGCCGGCCCGAGGCGGUACCCCGCUGUCUGCCGGUUGUCCCGGCUGCGUCCCCCCUUCCCGCGGCCGGCCCGGGGCCGGGCCCGGCGGCGGCGGCGGCCUUCGCGGGCACCAUCACCAUCCACAACCAGGACUUGCUGCUGCGCUUCGAGAACGGCGUCCUCACCCUGACCACGCCCCCGCUGCCCGCCUGGGAGCCGGGGGUCGCGCCGUUCCCGCAGCAGCCACAGCCGCUGCCGGGGGCACUGAUCGCCCCGCAGGCCGCCGGGUUUCCGCCCGCCGCCGCCGCCGCCGCCGCCGCGGCGCAGCUGGGCGACUGCCCCGAGCUGCCACCAGACCUCCUGCUGGCGGAGCCGGCGGAACCCGCGGCCGGCCCGGCGCCUCCGGAGGAGGAGGCCGAGGCCCCGGCCGCCACCCGGAGCCCCCGCGGGCCUCUGGGCCCGGGCCCGGGCGUGGUGCUGUACCUGUGCCCGGAGGCGCAGUGCGGACAGACCUUCGCCAAGAAGCACCAACUCAAGGUGCACCUGCUGACGCACAGCAGUAGCCAGGGCCAGCGGCCCUUCAAGUGCCCCCUGAGCGGCUGCGGCUGGACCUUCACCACGUCUUACAAGCUCAAGAGACACCUGCAGUCGCACGACAAACUGCGGCCAUUUGGCUGCCCGGUGGAGGGCUGCGGCAAGAGCUUCACCACCGUGUACAACCUCAAGGCGCACAUGAAGGGGCACGAGCAGGAGAACUCCUUCAAGUGCGAGGUGUGCGAGGAGAGCUUCCCCACGCAGGCCAAGCUCAGCACCCACCAGCGCAGCCACUUCGAGCCCGAGAGGCCUUACCAGUGUGCGUUUUCGGGCUGCAAGAAGACGUUCAUUACUGUGAGUGCCCUGUUUUCUCACAACCGCGCCCAUUUCAGGGAACAGGAACUCUUUGCCUGCUCUUUCCCUGGCUGCAGCAAGCAGUAUGACAAGGCUUGCAGGCUCAAGAUCCACCUGCGGAGCCACACCGGGGAGAGACCUUUCCUUUGUGACUUCGACGGCUGUGGCUGGAACUUCACCAGCAUGUCCAAACUCCUAAGGCACAAGAGGAAGCACGAAGACGACCGCAGGUUCACCUGUCCAGUAGAGGGCUGUGGGAAGUCCUUCACCAGGGCCGAGCACCUGAAAGGCCACAGCAUAACCCACCUGGGCACGAAGCCUUUCGUGUGCCCCGUGGAAGGCUGCUGUGCCAGGUUCUCUGCUCGCAGCAGCCUCUACAUCCACUCCAAGAAGCACUUGCAGGACGUGGGUGCGUGGAAGAGCCGCUGCCCGGUCCCCACCUGUAACAAACUCUUCACGUCCAAGCACAGCAUGAAGACCCACAUGACCAAAAGGCACAACCUCAGCCAGGACCUCUUGGCCCAGCUAGAAGCUGCCAACUCUCUCACACCCAGCAGUGAACUCACCAGCCAGGGGCAGAACGAUCUCAGCGGGGCCGAGCUCGUGUCUCUGUUCUCGGAUGUGCCUGGCCACAGUUCUGCUGCGGUGCUGGACACGGCCUUGGUCAACUCUGGCAUCUUGACCAUUGAUGUGGCCUCUGUGAACUCGAGCCUCGCAGGAAGUCUCCCUGCCGAUAAUAAUACCAACAACCACUCCUUAGGGCAAGCGGCGGCGGACCCUCGGGCCUUGAGGGGGGCCCCCAGUGACCUUCCCCAGAGUCUGGAUACCUCUCUCUUCUUUGGAACCUCGGUGACUGGUUAUCAGCACAGCCCCUUAGACAUGGACGAUGUCUCCGCUGGGAACGUGGGGCUCUUCGGCUCCUUGGCUCUGAAAAACUCGAGCCUGGAGCCCCAGGCCUUGACACCCAGCAAUAAGUUAACCGUGGACACGGAAGCUCUGACUCCCUCCAGCACCCUCUGUGAAAACAGUGUCUCCGAGCUACUGACCCCAGCCAAAGCCGAUUGGAACGUGCACCCCGAAUCUGACUUCUUUGGGCACGAGGAAGAAACCCAGUUCGGAUUCUCCCACCCAACAGGAAGCCAUGGGUCUCAGAAAGACACAGAUCUUAUCACGGUGACCGGCACCCCGUUUUUGGUAUGAACUGACUCUGCCUGCCCUGUGGCUCACUUUUUUAUCACACUCAAAUGUGAGAAUGUUCUGGAAGGAGUGCUUGCGUUGCUUGCCUGCAGUUAGUUGUUUCUUGCUGCCUUGCAAAGGAACGCAUCUGUGGACUACCAAUUUAGGGAUUUCAAUUCUCAUCUUCAGUCUGGAACUGAUGAGUUCUCUGACUGUGAGCAAGUCUCUUAACCUAGCUGAGCCUUAAUUUUUUCUUUUUACUUAUAAAGGAGGUGGUUUAGGUUAGAUUGUUUCUGUCAUUUUUUUCAGCUCUCUUGAGUCUGGAUUAUUUUGUUUUUGUUUUUGUUUUCCUUCAAACUUAUUGGGGCACCCCAAACAAUGAUAUGUUCUUCUGUUGUAUAUCAAGUUAAAUUAAACUAUAUAAUGAAUAUAUACUUUGCACUUGCCUUCAUCAGUUUAAAUCCACAAGUCAUCUUAGUUGUCUUCAUUCUCUUCCUUUAUUUAGUUUUAUUUUUUAAGGUGUACCAGAUAUUAGCUUAUUCAUAAAUAUUUAGUAGAGAUCUUUAGAUUACACUGAGUCCUUUAGAAAAAGUUUAUUUUAACAAUUUCUUUAUAUCAGUUAAAUUCCAUGUUUUAAAAUUUCAUAUUGUCACAUAAAUGGUACCUGGAUUACUAUCUAAUAUUCUGAAAUAUAAUUUAAUCUAUAUGUUCCACUUCCCUGUUUUCCUUAAGAUUUUAUUCAUUGAAAAUAAUUGCUAUUCAUGUAGAAUCUGCUACAUCCAGGUGAAAUUUUGCUAAUUGUGUCCUUGUGUUCAGUUGGUUUCCUCAAUUUAGUAGUUAAUGUCUUGGUCAAACUUAAAUAUUACAUUUGCAUUCAUGUUUUAUAUUGUGCCCCAUCUUCUUUUAUUAACUUAUAACGUCUGGCUUUUUGUUUUUGUGAUGCCUUCACUCAUCAGUACAUUGGUUUGUCGUUAGUCUUUCUUCUGCUAUAUCAUAUUGUUCUUGUACAAUCACUAACACUUAGGGGAGGAGGAAAUGUUUAGAACACUUCAGAAAGUUUAAUAUAAAUAUUAUUCAGUGCCAGAAUGUUUUCUUAAAUGAUGUUAAAACUAACAAGACAAGAUAGCAAAGAGAACUGUGUUUGCUGUUGUUAUUGUUGAUAUUUCUGACAUCUUUUGCUGGUGUUAGGAGGCUGUACUGUAGAAUUGCCAUCCAGGACUUUUAUAUGAAAGAGACUCAGGGUCCAGUUUGUGCUCUGUGGUGUUGGAGAGCUUGUCUUGAACAUACUCAUCUCACUAAACCUCAGUUUCCUGUUUACUGAUUAAUGUGUAUGCACAUGACUAACAUUCCUUAGACUUUUCUUCUCAUACAGUUUUCAACACAUAAGUAAAAGUAUAUAUUUCAGGAGAUUUUAAUGACUUCGUAUGCACUUUUUACAUACUCAGUUUUUUUUUGUUGUUGUUGUUAGGGAAAAAUAAGGAUGAUUCAGCCAUAUUGGUAUUCAGUCAAUAAAGUGUUGUGAGUAUAUAGUGAAACAGGAAAGGGUCUCUUUAUUCCUUACCCCGAAUAUUUUUCUCUCAAAUCAUUGUGAGAAAAAACCAGAAGUGGAAACACUGCUCAUGUGCUUAUCUCCAUACCUCUCCAUUUGAUCAGUCUGUCAACAUCCUCGUUCUAUCUCUAACUUAAUCAGGCUUCUCUGUGUGACUGUGGAGCCUUGGAUUCUUUCAAAAUCUGAGAAAGGAGCAGAAGGUGAUGAUAUCCUUUCUGAUCUGAAGAAAACACUGUUUAUAGUUUUCCAGAACUGAAAGAAAUUGAAAGAUUUGAAUGUCAAUAUUGUGUAAACUCUUGUACAGGGAGUAUAGCAUUUUUAGUUUGUGGAAUGUUUUCAUAACUCACAUCUUUUAUUUUUGUUCAGAGCAACCCUGUGAAGUAGUUUUAGCAACGUCUGUGCAUGUUUCAUAUUAUAGUUUAGCCAACUCACAUUCCAGCUGGUUUCGACUAUGACUGACAAUUCUAUAUAUAGCUUCACAAAAGAAGAAGAGAAUUUUUUCACCUCGUCUGCCUGCAAAUUUUAAGGUUCAUUCUCCUCUAUCACAACUGAUUGCUUUGUUCCAUCCUAGUUGGUUUUUGUUCGCUUCUGCUUACUAUUCUACAGUCUAGUUCCUUGCCUAUCCAUUCCAGUUCUAGUAUACCUUUUAUUUUCUGUUUGUUUAAUGGGUAGAUAUUUUUCCUGUGACUAUCCCUUCAACAUUUUUUCUCAUGGCACAUUGUCUUCCAGUGCUAGCAUUUACUGAGUGUAUACUAUAGCUCUGUGUGUACAGUAAGAAGCUAUUUUCUGAGCUUAAAUAAUACUGUGUGUAUAUAUGAUUCAAGGCAUAAAUGAGAUUAUUUUUUAUGCUGUUCAAUUGAGAAGUGACUUUGUGUUUCAUUAUUUCUAUUUAAAAAGUUUUGGCCAGGGAGUUCUGCUAAUACUUUCUUAUUUGUUCUAGUGUACUGGUCCAGUAGCAUUUGCAUGUAGAUGGCUAUGGAUGACAAACUUUGGAAAUGCACUAAAAAUUUGCCACUAUGAAAUGUUUCUUUGUUGUGUGUAUGUUGGUAUUUAUACACACCCACAGAUAUUUGCAAAUAUUUUAAAAAUGGUUGUACUCAUUUAGUGAAAAUGAAAAGUAGACAUACUUUUAUAAAUCAGAGAAAUGCUUAGAAUUUUAUUUUGUCUACUCAUUUGACAGUUUUCCAUGUUUGUGUUGAAACUAUUUGUAUUCAUAAGAUAUAUUUCAAAAGUGUUAUUCAUUUGAAAGUUCCUAAAUAGACCACUAUUUUUUUGUGUGUGUUUGGCAAAUAAGUCUGUCAAGGAUGAGCUAAAUACACAAGUCAUAAAAAAUAAAGUAAAUUUAUAAACAUGAA